Molecule: messenger RNA, 2241 nt
Organism: Calypte anna (Anna's hummingbird)
Lineage: Eukaryota; Metazoa; Chordata; Aves; Apodiformes; Trochilidae
Product: zinc finger protein ZIC 4
Exons: 8
Coding region: 1-2241 (746 amino acids)
Biological process (GO): central nervous system development; regulation of transcription by RNA polymerase II
Cellular component (GO): nucleus
Molecular function (GO): RNA polymerase II cis-regulatory region sequence-specific DNA binding; DNA-binding transcription factor activity, RNA polymerase II-specific
Source: RefSeq, a predicted model, not a curated record
AUGUUAAAGGGCACGUUUGGUGAAGGGAGGACGGGUCCUGUCGCCUCGGACUGCAGCCCCUCGCACCCCCAGGCCCAGCGGAGAACCACGGGGAGGGGCGGCAGUGAUACCCGGCACCGGGAUCCGGAGGCUCGAUCCGGCCGAGAUACGUCCGGCUCGGGCAAUCAAUGGGGCAUCUUCACACUACUGCUCCACCAUAAUUUUCAUAACAGUGGUAAAAACAUUGAGGACAUCAAAUGGUUUGUGAUAGAGUAUGACUGUGAAGAACAAAGUCAGAAAAUGAGGCACAAGACUCCCCUUGUAAUAAGGAAAAGAAAACGACUUUACAGAAACACCCUGGAAAAGUCAAUUGAAUCCUGGAACCUGCAGUCUACAGAAUUCAGGGCACCCUGUCCCGUCGCAGCCCUCGGGCAGCGACUGGAAAGUUUGUGGCUGGCUCGUCUGGAGGGGAAGUUUCCGCAGAACCAGGAGUGGAAGAGCACGGGGGUGGGUGAAGAGGCAGCCAAUGGGAAGCCGCGGCGAUUGUUUGGAUGGCGGGGCCCUCGCCGCGGCCCGGAGGCGGCGCGCGGCCCCGUCCCGUCUCGCGUCCGCUCGGCGGGGCUCCCGCCAUCCCCGCGGGAGGACGGGACACACGGGGGGACCUCCCCGGCCGCCGCCGCCAAAAGCGAGCCCCCGCCGCUCUCCCGCCCAGCCCACCCGCUGGCACAGCCGCCCGUGCGCCCCGCCGCCGGAGCAGCGGCACCGAAGCUAAUAAGUGUGGAUGCUCCGGGGAUCCCAGGGAUGGACCCCGCGGCUCUCUCCAGGCGGAACACAGCGCUGAGAUUAGUAGAUCUGGCGGGGGCUCCUCGCCACCACCACGACCCCCCUCAGAGCAUGACAGGCUUCCCGGGCCUCGCCGGGCACCCCCACGCCACGUCGCCCACGCAGCCAGGGGUGCACGCCGCCGAGUCCCGCCUCGGGCCGCACCCGCUCCGGCCAGAACACAUGGGGCACCGUCACCAUCCUUCUCUUCAUCCUCCUCCUCAGCAUCACCCUGCGGCCCUUAAACUCAGCCCUGCCCCUCAUCCCCACCACCAGCUCCACCACCAUCAUCAUCACCAUCAUCAUCAUAUGGCAGGCCAAGCCGAGGUGGUCUCUAGUCAAACAGGAGCGUAUGGCCCGGCGCAGCCACCAGCAGCCCCUUACCCCGUCUCUCACCCAGCCCAGGCUCUGGCAGCAGGUAGCUACCCCGGACACCAUGGUCACCACCACCACCACUCAGAAGCUGGAAAUCCCUCUGUGUUCACUGGACUCCAUGAGCAGCCUCCCCAUGCAGCUCCAGGUGGCCAUCUAAACGGACAGAUAAGACUGGGGUUACCUGGAGAAAUGUACGCCAGGUCUGAACAUUUCACUCAAGUACCAGCCUCCAGGACAGACCCUUUUGCUGCUUCUUCGCUUCAUAGCUACAGUGGCAUGAAUCUGAACGUGAAUCUUGCUCCACACCACGGCCCGGGGGCCUUCUUUCGUUACAUGAGGCAGCCCAUCAAACAGGAACUCAUUUGUAAGUGGAUUGAGUUGGACCAGACUCCCAAAAAAUUAUGCUCGAAAACUUUCAGCACGAUGCACGAGCUGGUGACUCAUGUCACGGUGGAGCACGUUGGAGGACCCGAGCAGUCCAAUCACAUAUGUUUCUGGGAAGAGUGUCCAAGAGAAGGGAAACCUUUCAAGGCCAAAUACAAACUUGUAAAUCACAUCAGAGUCCACACAGGUGAAAAACCUUUCCCCUGCCCUUUCCCAGGCUGUGGCAAAGUGUUUGCCAGAUCAGAGAAUCUCAAAAUACACAAAAGAACUCAUACAGGGGAGAAGCCGUUCAAAUGUGAAUUCGAAGGCUGUGACAGACGCUUCGCCAACAGCAGCGACAGGAAGAAACACUCUCACGUCCACACCAGCGACAAGCCCUACAACUGCAAAGUGAGAGGCUGCGACAAGUCCUACACCCACCCCAGCUCCCUGAGAAAACACAUGAAAGUGCACUGCAAAUCCCCUCCUCCCAGCUCCGGCUACGAGUCCUCCACGCCCUCCUUGGUGUCCCCCUCCUCGGACUCCGGCCGGGAGCCCCCUGCCUCCUGUUCCCACGCCGAGCCUUCCGCUCCCGCGCAGCCCACCGCCAACCUGAGCGAAUGGUACGUGUGUCAGGGCGCGGGGCUCCGCGCCCUCCCCGCGCCUUCCGCCGCCCCCCCUGCUGCCGCUCCCCCCCGCUGA